This is a messenger RNA of Morone saxatilis (striped sea-bass), 1775 nucleotides long. It is a transcript of the gene pomgnt1, whose product is annotated as protein O-linked mannose N-acetylglucosaminyltransferase 1 (beta 1,2-). The record is from RefSeq and is a predicted model, not a curated record. Gene Ontology annotation, molecular function: beta-1,3-galactosyl-O-glycosyl-glycoprotein beta-1,3-N-acetylglucosaminyltransferase activity. Gene Ontology annotation, biological process: protein O-linked glycosylation via N-acetylgalactosamine. NCBI's taxonomy places the organism in Eukaryota, Metazoa, Chordata, Actinopteri, Moronidae. Gene Ontology annotation, cellular component: Golgi membrane.
GGUCAUGUGAUGGCCAAGAGGAUAUUUGACACCUACUCUCCCCAUGAGGAUGAAGCCAUGAUCCUCUUCCUCAACAUGGUGACCCGGGGUCGAGUCCUCAUCUUCACCAUAAAGGACGAAGGCACGUUCCACCUGAAGGAUGCUGCUAAGAACCUGCUGAAGAGUCUGGGCAGCCAGGUGUCCCUCAACCUCAGCUGGAGGGACAUGUGGACCCUGGUGGUGAAGAAAGGAGGUCAGGUGUAUGGAGAGAAACACUCAAAGUCUCCAGCUCUGUCCACCUGGGGAGACCCGGUCCUGCUGAAGACUGAGGUGCAGCUCACCGCCUCUGAAGAGGCAGAGUGCCACUGGGCAGACACCGAGCUGAACAGGAGGAGGAAGAUCUUCUGCGGCAAAGUGGAAGGAUACGGCAGCAUCUGCAGCUGCAAAGACCCGGCGCCCAUCGAGUUCAACCCUGACCCCCUGCCCGUCAAUAACGUCUUCAGUGUCCCCGUGGCCGUCAUAGCAGGGAACAGACCCAACUAUCUCUACAGGAUGCUAAGGUCACUCCUUUCAGCUCACGGCGUCAACCCACAGAUGAUCACAGUCUUCAUUGAUGGAUAUUAUGAGGAGCCUAUGGAUGUCGUAGAGCUGUUUGGACUGAAGGGAGUUCAGCACACACCCAUCAGCAUCAAGAACGCCAGAGUGUCCCAGCACUACAAGGCGAGUCUGACUGCAACCUUCAACCUUCACCCAGAGGCCAGUUUUGCCAUUGUCCUAGAAGAAGACCUGGAUAUCUCCAUCGACUUCUUCAGUUUUCUGAGUCAGACCAUCCACCUGUUGAAUGAGGACGAGAGCCUUUACUGUAUCUCCGCCUGGAACGACCAGGGCUACGAGCACACAGCAGAGGACCCGGCCCUGCUGUACAGAGUGGAGAGUAUGCCCGGCCUGGGCUGGGUGCUGAAGAAGACCCUCUACAAGGACGAACUGGAGCCAAAGUGGCCGACACCUGAGAAGCUGUGGGACUGGGACAUGUGGAUGCGAAUGCCGGAGCAGAGGAAAGGCCGAGAGUGCAUCAUCCCCGACGUGUCGCGAUCUUACCACUUCGGCAUCAUCGGCCUCAACAUGAACGGUUAUUUCCAUGAGGUAUAUUUCAAGAAGCACAAGUUCAACACUGUUCCCAAUGUGCAGCUAAAGAAUGUUGACAGCUUAAAGAAGGAUGCUUAUGAAGUGGAAAUCCAGAACCUGCUGAAGGAAGCGGAGGUGCUGGACCACACUAAGAACCCGUGUGAGGACUCGUUCCUGCCGGACUCUGAGGGGAAGACCUACGUCAUGUUCAUUAGGAUGGAGACAGAGACGGACACUUCCACCUGGACAGAGCUCGCCAAGUGCCUCCAUGUUUGGGACCUGGAUGUCCGGGGAAACCACAGAGGCCUGUGGAGGCUCUUCAGAAAAAGGAAUCAGGUCCUGGUGGUGGCGGUGCCAAGCUCCCCAUACUCGGUGAAGAAACCAGCCGCUGUCACUCCCAUUCACUUAGAGCCUCCGCCCAAAGAAGAGGGAGCCCCGGUGGAGCAGAUGUAGACCUGAUGUUAUACACGAACAACCAGCCCAGGCCUUAUCUCUUGUCCUCUCUCCACCAACAACCACUAAUAAUCCAGCCUGGGACCCACAACUACAACACUGACUUUUCCUAGAUGUUGAACUUGUGUACGAGAGGAUACCUGGGAAAUGGAGUCCUGAGUAUUAUUCUUUUUUUUUUCCUUUUUCCUUUUUUCUUUUUUAAACAAAAGAGGGAUUAA